This is a messenger RNA of Ceratosolen solmsi marchali, 2800 nucleotides long. RefSeq names its product transcriptional repressor p66-beta simjang (gene simj). The record is from RefSeq and is a predicted model, not a curated record. Gene Ontology annotation, cellular component: NuRD complex. Lineage: Eukaryota; Metazoa; Arthropoda; Insecta; Hymenoptera; Agaonidae. The transcript is spliced from 9 exons. Bases 555 to 2471 code for a protein of 638 amino acids. Gene Ontology annotation, biological process: negative regulation of transcription by RNA polymerase II.
ACAGACAGCGUGAGAGCGACGAGUGGAAGGGGUGGAGGGAGGCAGAGUCGCGCGCGGCCUACCGACGAGAGUGGAAAGGGAAAAGGGAAAAGCCGAGCGCGCGGUGCAUGCACACGCGAAGUACGCACACGCGCGGCGAUACGUGGACGAAAAAAAGGGCCGCGGAGCCGCGAAGGAGAGAGAGAGCGAUUUGCCCGCCAUUUUGAAGUGAAUCCGUCGUGGUGGCUUGGUUGGUGGUGGACAAACGUGCGGUCGCAGUUUCGCGGGCGGAGAGCGACGAGGACGAGGAUUGCCACGGCAUCCGGAGUUGGUGGGUCAAGCCGGCGACCGCACGCGACGCGUGAUACAAGCACCGGUGGAGCCCGGGACGAGGGGCUGACGCCGCUCCGGGGAUGGGAGCUCUUACCGAGGCGUGACGGAUCAGGGGCCACGACGAUGACGGACACUCGAUCAAAGUCCGGCAAGAACGCAGUCAGGACCGUUGCAGCUGCUUGAAGAGACAUCUCCAAGGCUUGGAGGAUUUCGGAGAGAAAUAGAAAGAGAUCUAGAAAAGUAUGGAAGCCAUGGAUUUGGAUGGAGAUGCAGUUGUUGAUUUAAGUGUCGGAAGUAGCAAUAGAAGAGAAUCUCCAAUUGCACCCACAAAUUCAGUAAACAAUGCAGGCCCUCCGCUAGAUUUGGGUGUAAAUUAUACAACUAGUCCAAGUAUAGACAAUAAUAUGCCUGAACCUAGAAAUAUUCAAAAUUCGUCUAGAGGAAUUUUAGCACCAAAAUCCGGAGAUGAUCGUAGGCCCCGACGGAACUUGAGGCCUCGAACGGAAAGAAGCUAUGCAGAAAGCCCUGACGAGCCAAGAAUGAAUGGCUAUUUAAAUGGAAAUGCAUCGGAUAGCGACGAAGCCGAGAUGCCACCUCUGUUACCAAUUAAAGAAUUGUCUUCCGAUGAAUUGGCAGAACGCGAAAGAUCUUUAAGGAAACUUAGGGAAGAAUUAAGAUCUGAAGAAAUGAAAUUGGUGCUUUUGAAAAAAUUAAGACAAUCCCAACAGUUGAAAGAAAAUAUAGCAGCCGUGCCAAAAGUUCCCAGUAAACUGCCACCGCCAGUCACUUGUCAACCAGUAAUGACUCACAGUCAUAGAACUGGGAAAGCGCCUCCGCCCUUGUUAAGAGGACAGCCUGCUCCGAGUAGAAGUAGUAGUCUUCAUGCACCACCACCCGGUAUGUUAUUACCACCUACAGCUGGGAGAAAUACUAUCUCAACCACCGGUAUGCCACCUAAUAUGGUGAUACCACAGCCACCUCAUCCACGAGUGAGAUCUACAAGCAGUACGCCAAGUGUUUCUAGUUAUCAUCCCCCAGCUGAUCGAACAGAGAGGUCCACAAAAGAUCCCACACCAAGCCCGGUACAUCAAUUGCAAGCAAAACUUGUUGGGCCCCAAGACAAUAAGCCUGCCGCGCCUCUAAACACACCUGUGAUCCCUGAGCAGGAAAGAAACCGGGAAGACAAUCAAACUCCAGCGCAACGUCAAGCUGCUGCUAAACAGGCUCUAAGGAAACAAUUGGAGAAGACGCUCCUACAGAUACCGCCGCCGAAACCUCCACCCCCGGAGAUGCACUUCGUACCAAGUCCUUCGAAUCCGGAAUUUAUUUAUUUGGUCGGCUUAGAGCACGUUGUUGACUUUAUAACUAAGGAGCCGGCUAUUCCACCUCCGCCAGAGCCGUUCGAAUGUACCCAAUGCAAGACUGACUUUACGCCAGUUUGGAAGUGGGAGAAGCCUGCCAAUAGUAAUAAAAAGGAUGGCCCACAAGGUCAGCAUGCGACCUUCCAACGACCAGCAGCUGGUCGAGAUCCUAGAGUUAUUUGCGAGCACUGCGUGACAACCAAUGUGAAGAAGGCACUUAAGGCUGAGCACACGAACCGGUUGAAGACUGCCUUCGUUAAGGCUUUGAAACAAGAGAAGGAAAUAGAUGAGAGACUAGCGCAAGCGGCCUGCCCGAGUCCAGAUCCACCCGCACCAAAGCCAGUUCCCAAGGCGCCUACCCCGACGAGAAGAGUAGCGACGCCUCCCGCGCCGCCGCCGCAAGUACAAGUACCACCGCCGGCGCCGACGCCACCGGCUCCGAAGCUUCAGGAGCAUCCUCUGGUCAAGCUGGCCGAGAGCGGCAAGUUUCCACAUCCCGCAGCAGCGGCCGCUGCUCUACAGCAACAAUUACUUCGAGAAUUGGCCAAGAAUCCGGUGCCGGGUCUCUCGCCUCAUCAGCCUCUUCCAGCGCACAUGAUGCCACCCUUCAGUCCGCUUCUCUAUCCGUAUCAGCUGGCGAUGGCGCAAGCGGCUGGGGGUAAGGGCCUGGCGGAGCUUCAGCGGCAGGCGGCGGAUCUCCAGCGUCAGUAUCUCCUGGACAUGAUACCGUCGCAAGCGUCGCAGGGCCAAGGCAAUCAAGCUCCGCCCCGCGCCCAUCCGCACAAUUGGAAGACGUAACCAGGCGUCCAUUAAUAAUUACGGCGCAAGACUUUCGACAACACUGUGCGACAGUGAUCGUUUGUUGACUCGUGGCUAAUGCCAUGCGACUAGCGAAAUCGCGCGACUCGGAUAGUACGACCGAUCGCCACUAACGUGUGCUGUUCAAUAGAGACAGAUAUUGACCUCGCGAUUCUUUCCUCUGUUGUAGGCUUCGACGAAAGUGUGCUUCUUUCUUUUCAGAUUCAGGGAGGGAGCAAGUUAUCCCUCAAGAUUGACAAGUAAAAUUUAGUGUAUUUUUAAUUUAAAAAAGGGAAACAUGCCGUUGAAAAAACUUUAUUAAAAAAAGA